AUGGAACCACCGAUAUCGACGCCGGAAUCGUUUCCCUUCCCAUUCCCCAAGCCAUACGAUAUCCAGGUCGAAUUGAUGCGAACAGUGUUCGAAGCUAUAGAGCAGAGAAAGAUAGCUAUAGUGCGUGGGUCUGGACACGUUGAAUCGCCCACUGGGACUGGCAAAUCGCUCACCCUCCUCACAUCCACCUUGUCAUGGCUCGAGCACAAUCAGCAAAGGGUAGACAAGGCGGAUGAGGAUCGAUUGAGAGCAAAGCUUUCGGAGGAUGAUCCGGAUGAUCCCGCCUGGGUCAUCGACCGCGCUGUCAAGAGGGCGAUAGCAGACCGUCGAGCCAUGAGCGACGCUCGGCGUGAGAGACUAGGUCGAGCCAAAGAGCGAGAGAGGCAGUUGAGACUGGCAGCUGCGCGUGGGGCGUUCAAGAAUGGACAGUAUAAGAGGGUGAAGAUUGGGGAAUCCAGCGGUCAGGAGGGCCGAGAAGGAGCGGACGAUUCGGCAUUCUUACCUGAAGAUGCGGAUUCAGCUGAGCAUUCGGAUGGACUGGUCUUGUCCAGGGAGGUCAGGGAGCUCAUGGCGAGGUGGGAAGAGGCGAAUGGAGAUGGAGCUGAAGUCAAGAUUUACUACACCUCGCGGACCCACACUCAGCUACGCCAAUUGACAUCGGAGUUACUCAAAACGUGCUUCGCGAAUGAGGGUGCAGAGUCGCAACAACACAUGGAUGUCAGUCUUGUCCCUCUUGGGAGCCGAAAACAGCUCUGCAUCAAUGACAAAAUUCGAUCGCUUGGAGGAGAUGAUCGUCUCAACGAGACAUGCUUGGAUAUGCAAAAGUCGGCCAACGCGCGAUGCGAAUACCUACCGUCAAAGGAUCAGGAACACCUCAUGCUUGACGCGAGAGACUCGGUUCUGGCCACAGUGAAAGACAUUGAGGAUCUGGUCGUUGCUGGAAAGCAAUCCCACGUGUGUCCGUAUUAUGCCACACGUCGCGCCGUGAAGCAGGCCCAGAUCGUCACCCUGCCGUACAACCUCUUGCUCCAGAAGAGUGCUAGGGAAGCGCUAGAGAUCGAUUUGACGGAUCAGAUCGUGGUGAUCGACGAGGCGCACAACCUCAUCGAUACGCUUCUGUCGAUCUACUCGACCACCCUCACCUCGUCUCAAUUGGGGAAUGCCAUUUCACAGCUCACCCAAUACCUUGCACGAUUUCGAAAUCGUCUCAAACCGACCCAUGCACUUUGGAUCCGCCAGACUCUGAGCCUCUUACAGGGCCUGGUCGGCGUCUGUGAGAGGGUCCUCGCGAGUCAUGGAAACGGGAAGGCAAAGGCCGAGAUGAUCGAUACCAACACGCUCAUCGGGAGGACGGGAAAGGGCAAUGAUCAGGUGAAUCUCAUGGAGAUGGUCAAGUACCUGAAGGAGAGCAAAUUGGCGAGAAAAGUGUCAGGGUACACCGAGAAGCUGGCGGAGGGGGGUGAGGGGGGGUCCAGGGGGGUGCCAGGGAAGGCCUCGAGCAGGCACUCUGCUAUCGCCGCUUUUCACACCGUCGAGACAUUCCUCCUCUCCCUGACCGACGCCCGAGAUGACGGACGAGUCAUCCUGUCGGUGGAUCAAAAGGUUGUUCACCUGAAGUAUAUCUUGUUGAACCCUGCGGAGCGGUUCCGCGAGGUGGUGGAGCAAGCUCGGAGCGUGAUUCUCGCCGGGGGCACGAUGGAGCCGAUCUCCGACUUUUUCACUCAGCUCUUCCCUUUCGUGCCCCGGGACAGAUUCAAGACGCUGUCCUGUGCUCAUGUCAUUCCCAAGUCGAAUCUCUUGACUCAAGUCAUCUGUCGAGGGCCCACCAAGGUGGACUUUGAGUUUACGUUUGGGAGUCGUGGCGACGAGCGAGUGCUCGCCGAGCUCGGGCGGGUGAUACAGUCCGCGAUCAAUCUCAUUCCGGACGGUGUGGUCGUGUUCCUCCCGUCGUAUACGUUUUUGGACUCGAUCAAGUCGGUCUGGACAAAGUCUGGUGUGUUCUACGAACCGCAGAGCUCGGGCGAUGUGGAGAGCAUCUUGAGAGAUUAUGCGCUCGCCAUUGCGACGGGAGGUUCAAAACGCAAUGGUGCACUCAUGUUUGCUGUGGUUGGUGGUAUCAACUUUAGCGAUGGACUGGGACGCUGCGUCAUCAUGGUGGGGUUGCCAUUUGCGAAUGUGGGAUCUGUCGAGUUGCAAGAGAGGAUGAAGUAUGUGGAGGGUUUGGAUGGAGCUGGGCGGGGGGCUUCAAGGGAGCUUUACGAGAAUCUGUGCAUGAGGGCUGUGAACCAAUCGAUCGGUCGGGCUAUUCGGCAUGCAAACGACUACGCAACGAUUCUUCUUGUCGACUCGAGGUAUGCUCAAUCUCGGAUCCGAAACAAGUUGCCCAAGUGGAUAGACCAGGAUGUCAAGGUGCAGGAGGAUUGGACAGUGGCGAUGAGAGGGAUUGCCGCGUUUUUCAACCACAAGCGGAGGCGUGGCGUGUGA
This is a messenger RNA of Kockovaella imperatae, 2484 nucleotides long. RefSeq lists its product as hypothetical. Gene Ontology annotation, cellular component: nucleus. Gene Ontology annotation, biological process: nucleobase-containing compound metabolic process; establishment of sister chromatid cohesion. The coding region runs from base 1 to 2484 and encodes 827 amino acids. The transcript is spliced from 15 exons. Gene Ontology annotation, molecular function: hydrolase activity, acting on acid anhydrides, in phosphorus-containing anhydrides; DNA binding; DNA helicase activity. The record is from RefSeq and is a predicted model, not a curated record. NCBI's taxonomy places the organism in Eukaryota, Fungi, Basidiomycota, Tremellomycetes, Tremellales, Cuniculitremaceae.